UAUAUAUAUAUAUAAAUGUGUAACCCUCACCUUCCAACUCCCUUUAAUUAUUUGAAGAAGAAGAAACAAAAAUGAUGAGAAUCACAAGUAUGGGAAGACAACAAUGCAAAAAGCACCCCAAACACCGCCAAUCCCCUGGUGUUUGCUCACUUUGUCUCUCGGAAAAACUAUCUAAAGUCUCCACCACCACCACCGCCGCCCGUUCCGCCAUCAUCCGAGCUCGUGCUCGUGUCUACUAUCAGUCCUCUUCCUCUUCCUCCUCCUCCUCAUCUCUUUCCUCCACGAACGACUCUUCGGCCGCGGCCUCCCCCUUACACGACGGCGGAGGCUCCUCCACGGCUCGCCACCGGAGGAUCGUUUCCGAUGUGCGAACCAAGGAGGGGUCAUCGUCGUCGUCGUUGUUGUUUUUUAGUAAGAGUAAAUCCAUGGCGGCUCAUGUUGGAAAAGGGAAGUUAUUAUUAAGAUCAUCAAAAGAUAAUGAAGAUGAAGAUGAUAAAAAGAAGAAUAUGAAAAAGAAUGUGAGGAGAUUAUGGGCUAAUCUGAUUCGAUUAGGGAGAAAUGAGCAAAAACGUGUUAAUGCAGAAGAUGUUGAUCUUAAGAUUAUACCUCAUCAUCAUCAGCUUGCUAGUUCUAGCAGUGCUAGUAUGGUUGUUUAUUGAUUAAUUAAUUAAUUAAUUAAUUAAUCAAUUAAUCAAUUAAUUAAUUAAUUAAUUAAUUAAUUAAGAAGAUUAAUUGAUGAUGCUAGCUAGAUUAGCUUUCUCUUUCUUCCUUUUUAUUUUUAGCUUCAUUAUUAAUCAUGUCAAUUGGGCAUGGUUAGUGAUUUUAAUUUAUUUUUUUAUCAAUUUGUGUAUAAAAGAAAAAUGGAGAGGGAAAUACGUACCGCGAAUUUACAGAAGAAUUAAGGAAAUUAAUGUUAUGUUUAAUUGGUUUGAUUUGAUGAAAAUAUAUGUACAUAUGAGUACAAGUUUUGGUUUGAUCUUGUUUUCAAAUGAGAAAAAAAUUGGAUAAUUUGUCAUUUACUUGAGUUUAUGGUUUUGCAAA
Messenger RNA from Spinacia oleracea (spinach), 1041 nucleotides. RefSeq lists its product as uncharacterized. Bases 72 to 659 code for a protein of 195 amino acids. NCBI's taxonomy places the organism in Eukaryota, Viridiplantae, Streptophyta, Magnoliopsida, Caryophyllales, Amaranthaceae. The record is from RefSeq and is a predicted model, not a curated record. The transcript has a single exon.